Messenger RNA from Lolium perenne, 780 nucleotides. RefSeq lists its product as uncharacterized. NCBI's taxonomy places the organism in Eukaryota, Viridiplantae, Streptophyta, Magnoliopsida, Poales, Poaceae. The record is from RefSeq and is a predicted model, not a curated record.
UGGUCAUAGCUUCUUGAGCCUCCUCAGGUCUCUGUACGUACACCUUUGUGCUGUUCAUAGCAAGAGCUUGAUUGCUCAAAAAAAUAAUGGAUCCAAUCAGCAUAGAGAAGAUCAAGGCCAUGAGGAAGUACAGGAGGAGCAGGAGGCAGCAGCAGAAGAAGCUGCUCCCUACUCUCACCCCUUACAUGGUGGCCACUUGUGUUCUUUGCCUGCUGCUCACUAGCCCUGCCUGGUUCCCCAGGCUGUGCUCACUACUCAUCUCCUUCCUCACCACCCUCCCUGACCUGGCAACGGCCUUCUUGCUCAGCCCCAAGUGCCUCUUUGUCGUUGGCAACCUCAUUGUCGCCUUCCUCAUCAACGAGUCUAGGCUGGCGCCGAGGAUCCCGCCUGCUUCCCUAGUGGAUGUGGAUGGCAUCCACGAGGAGCACGUGAAGAGAAAUGUCACGUCGAUGGCAACGACGACAGUGGUGUUCACAGAUCAAAGCGCUCAGGUUGGAGUAGUUUGGGAGGGAGAGGAGGAGGAAGAGGAGGAACAAGGAGAAGAGGAGCUGGAGAAGAGGGUGGACGACUUCAUCGCAAGGGUCAGGAGGCAGAGGAAGCUCGAAGCCAAGAGCUUCUUUGAAACUGAUCGGUGACCAUGAAUGAUCUAGCUUACUUAAUUUCCUUGGUGUUUGAAGAUGCACGAGAAGAUUACUCCAAAUUAAGGACAUAUAAUGCUGUGUGCUACUAUGCUUAAUUCUGUCAUGUUAGGGUCAGAGGUAAGAAGAACCUAUUCCACUG